Messenger RNA from Helicoverpa zea (corn earworm), 1890 nucleotides. RefSeq names its product neuropeptide F receptor (gene NPFR). The record is from RefSeq and is a predicted model, not a curated record. Gene Ontology annotation, molecular function: neuropeptide Y receptor activity. NCBI's taxonomy places the organism in Eukaryota, Metazoa, Arthropoda, Insecta, Lepidoptera, Noctuidae. Bases 393 to 1595 code for a protein of 400 amino acids. Gene Ontology annotation, biological process: G protein-coupled receptor signaling pathway. Gene Ontology annotation, cellular component: membrane. The transcript is spliced from 5 exons.
CGGUUUCAGCAGUCGUAGCGAGCCCACGUCGUUUCAGCGCGGCCACUUUACGAAACUUUCAGUUACAUAUAAUUUCAACAAACACCCUUAAAUCACAAAAUAAUAAUAAUAAAAACAAAUUAUAAAAAUCCGCGAUCGAACAAAUCCGAGCAGAAUUUCUUUUUGUUGUUUUAUAAUUUUUAAAAUUAGAGUAAUUUGAGUGUUUUUUUGUUUUUAGUUUUUCGAGUGUUUUAAAGUUGAGUGCAGUGUUUAUUUCGAUGUUUGUGUUGAGAUGUUAAUUGGUCAAAAUAGGUGAGAAUAAUGGUCCAUUGCCUGAGCAGCCCGUGUGCGGUGGACUAGAAGUGAAUUGGACAUUAUGUUAUUAUCAUAUCAAGCGCAUACUAACUAUCCUGAUGCCUUUUUAUGAUGACAUUCCACAACACAGGAUGGAAAAUAAUUCGUUUGAGGGAUGGGGGCUGGAGCCCAACCAAAAUCUCACCUUAAACGCUUCAGCGAGAUGGCUAAUCGAAGCUUCCAGAGGCAUCCAAGACCCGAACAUCUUACUGGAAAAAUUUUCGCAGAACAAAAAAGUAGAUGAUCCGACAAGAGCGUUACUUCUCACGUUUUAUGGUAUCCUGGUAGUCAUUGGAGCAGUGGGCAAUGCCCUUGUUGUUAUAUCUGUGAGUUUUCCAUGUUGUCCUGUAGUUCGCAAACCAGUGAUGAGGACAGCAAGAAACAUGUUCAUUGUCAACUUGGCUGUAUCUGAUGCCCUGGUCUGCUGCGUUGGUACACCCCUAACGUUGAUGGAGCUGCUGACGAAACAUUGGCCUCUGCCAGACUGGCCGAGCCUUUGUAAGGCCUGUGGCGCUAUACAAGCGAUAUCAAUAUUCGUGUCCACUAUCUCCAUUACUGCUAUUGCUUUGGAUAGAUAUCAGCUCAUCGUGUAUCCAACUCGACCUGGUCUCCAAACGAUGGGUGCCCUCGUCACGAUGUUCUGCAUCUGGGUCACCGCCUUCACCCUCGCAUCACCUCUCUACAUCUUCAGAAGCCUCAAGACUCACUACCUCGGCCUAAUCGGCAUGGACUCUCUAAGCUUCUGCAUAGAAGACUGGCCCAUCGAAAACGGCCGAGCAAUCUACUCUGUAUUUAGUUUAAUCUUUCAAUACUUACUGCCAGUUUUAGUUGUAGUACUUGCGCAUGUCCAAAUACAUAGGAGGUUAAGAGGGAGGAGAAGGACCACGAGGAAAACCCCAGCGAUUCUCAUAGCUAUAGCUGUUACUUACGUCAUAAGUUGGCUGCCUUUGAACGUGUUCAAUCUGGUAGCAGACUUUAGUGCACAGCCCUUUAUGGAGGAGAAGACGAUGACAAUAACGUACGCGGUAUGCCAUAUGUUUGGGAUGUCCAGUGCAGUCUCAAAUCCUCUCCUAUACGGGUGGUUGAAUGACAACUUCAGGAAGGAGUUUGAGGAGAUACUGUGUUGCUGUAAAAAGAGGCCGCUGAACAAAAACACGAGGAUAAAGAGCAGGAAGAUGGACACAGAGUUGACGGCACUGGCGCAGUUGGAACACACUGUCACCGCCAACACGAAGACAUCACAAUGCUCUCAGAUUUUCUGACUAAAGGCCUGUUGUAAAUAGCACGAACCCAUAAGUGUUGAGAUGCAAAGCAUUUGAACUUUAGUGUCAAUUUUAAUAACGGUGUAAAAAGUUCCUUUAAUUUUCAAGUUGUUAGAUAAUAGUUUCUCUUGUAAAUACCUGUAGAUAUACUGUAUUAUGUACUUGUUAGUGAUAAUAUUGUACUAUACGUUUUUAUGAGCCCAAAACGUAGAGUACUAAUAUUUCAUAUGAAGCCUUAUUUCGGUUAGUUGUAAGGAUCAUUUUUUAUUAAAUAAACUCGUUGGAGAAAAAUGUA